GCCUCUGAGUCGCGCGCGAGGCGUGGGGCGGUGCUGGGCAGCGGAGGCUGAGGCGAGCUAGACGCGGGGACUGUCCAGGGAGGCGCAGCGCAGCGCGGCGGGAGCCCUCAGCCCGAGCAGCCCCCGGAGCAGGAGCAGCCGCUGCCGCCGUCCACGGAGCGCAGCCGAACCCGCCAUGGCGUUGUCGAUGCCGCUGAACGGGCUGAAGGAGGAGGACAAAGAGCCCGUCAUCGAGCUCUUCGUCAAGGCUGGCAGUGAUGGUGAAAGCAUAGGAAACUGCCCCUUUUCCCAGAGGCUCUUCAUGAUACUUUGGCUCAAAGGAGUUGUAUUUAGUGUCACAACUGUGGACCUGAAGAGGAAGCCUGCAGACCUGCAGAACUUGGCUCCUGGGACCCACCCACCAUUUAUAACUUUUAACAAUGAAGUCAAAACGGAUGUAAAUAAGAUUGAAGAAUUUCUCGAAGAAGUCUUAUGCCCUCCCAAGUACUUGAAACUUUCACCAAAACACCCUGAAUCAAAUACUGCUGGAAUGGACAUCUUUGCCAAAUUUUCUGCAUAUAUCAAGAAUUCAAGGCCAGAGGCUAAUGAAGCAUUGGAGAGGGGUCUCUUGAAAACCCUGCAGAAACUGGAUGAAUAUCUGAAUUCUCCCCUCCCUGAUGAAAUUGAUGAGAAUAGUAUGGAAGACAUUAAGUUUUCUACGCGUAAAUUUCUGGAUGGCAAUGAAAUGACAUUAGCUGAUUGCAACCUGCUUCCCAAGCUGCACAUUGUCAAGGUGGUGGCCAAAAAAUACCGCAACUUUGAUAUUCCAAAAGGGAUGACCGGCAUCUGGAGAUACUUAACUAAUGCGUACAGUAGGGACGAGUUCACCAACACUUGUCCCAGUGAUAAGGAGGUCGAAAUAGCCUAUAGUGAUGUAGCCAAAAGACUUACCAAGUAAAUGUCACUGAUGAGAGAGAUGUCUUCGCAUCUUCCCCUAAGAAUAUGCUUUUCCUAACAGACUGCUCCUGUUCCUAUAAAGUAGAAAUUUUAUUUUGCAUGAACAUGCAGUUAUUCAAGAUAAGGAUAAAGGAUAGACAAGGUAUAGUAGCUAUCUUUAAAUAUACACUCCUAAGCAGUAUUAUGUUAAAACUCUGUAUCCUGUGUCCCUCCCCUGCCCCAUACCCUCUUCCUCUAAUUCAGAGACACGCCGCCACACUCCCCACUUGGUAGCGGUAGAUCGCUGUCUGUCCGGAGCCCUACCGUUUCAUCUGUCCACGGUGGACAGAGGGCCGAACUUCGGACGUGCAGUGUUUAACUGUUAAAAUAGUACCCACGACCUCCUCAGUCAGCCCCAAACUGGUGCACAGUGCAUGGUACAAGGAAUAUUUAUGUAUUCUGGGAAAUGUAUAAUAUGUAGUAAGAGUAUAUGAAAGGAUCGCUAUUGUAUCAGAACACUCUGUUUCAGUUCAGUCUGUCCUGGGUCUGUCACCAACGGUGGAGAGAGCCUUCCACAGAAAGUCACUACAGAGUUUGUUAUUUUUACUUUGUACAUGGAUUUUUACUUUUGCGCAAAAGCAUUUAUCCUUCAUGCCAGUUAUAUCUGAGGCUCUGUAGAAGCUAAAAGUUCAGAAGAGAGGGGUGAUGCCCUCAAGAUCUUCCUCAAGCAUUUUAUCUAUAUGAGAAAAACCAGUGGGCCCCUGCUACUCUGUCUGCAUGUGUUGUUUUUUGUGUGUAUUCUGCCCAGUGCCAUUUGUUUGGAACUUUAUUGCUUUCCUCCUUUAUUUUAAAAAGCUCCUUUUUAGGUAAGCAUAGACCUUGCUGUCCAGAGAUCUGUUGAGUAACACUACAUAAACUGACGCUUAGUUGAUUUAGCUACAGCAGUACAACAACUUGUAAUGUCAAAAUUAACAAGGUAUUAACCUAAGGAAUGUAGCGUGGGUCUGUCAAAAUAUUAGGCAGAAUUUUGUUUCUGAAGCAUAUUUAAUUAAUAUGGAUAAUCUAAAGGAUGCAUUAUCCAACAUAUAUCAAAAGCAAGGUAAAACACACAUUACCAGCUUUCCCAUUCCACCCCCCCUCCCCAGUGACUGUUAAACUAUGGGUAGAGGGUGGUUCACUCCUUUUGAACUAUAUUAUAGUUCUAAUGGUGAGUACGUAUUUACUGCAGUUUUGCCUAAUUUCAAUCAUUGAACUUCCUUUGAUUAAAUUUUUCUAAAGCUACAUUGAGGAAUAGCACUCUGCAUGGUUUGUUGUUUUUUUUUUUUUAAAUUGAAGUCCUAAACCAGGAAUGAUUGGUUCUCUAACAAGGGAAGAUGAACUUGGUAAAAAUAAAACAAAAGUUUGCUACGUAUUUAUUCAUUUUUAAAAAAUGGACUUUCUAAGUACUACUGCUCCAAAGACCGUGGUUGUAACUAAAAUACAUUUUUGGUAAUUUUUUUAUAUGUAACUUGUUUAAGACGUGCUAUUUCUCAUAGGCUGUUUUUGGAAAUUUAUAUUAUUGCUUUAAAAUGGCAAUGUCCCCCCCCCCCCCCCCUGGUGUGUUAACAUUUAGUAAUCACUGGCGUUACGGAAGCAGCCUGAUUUUUAUAAGCAUAUACUGCAUUUUUUAACCUAUUAGUAAUUAGCUUGGUAUAGAAAGAUAAACUCCAGAUUGUAUCCAUUUGGCUCAGGGAGGUUUCUUUGCCUUGCCCUUCUUACAACUCCUCAUUGCUGAUCAAAAGUCUGGGCACCCACCUUUUUGUAAUUAAAUAUUGGAUAGUGACUUAUCUGGUUUCAAGAAAAGCACUCAGGUUAUCACCGAGAAAUUCUAGAGCAGUAGUUUCAGUGGGUGAAAAUGUCCUGUGUGCACCAGGACACAGGCAGCCAUCACCACUUCCCACCUCCUUUUAAACCAGUAGUGACUUGGCGUUCAGGUGAUACUGAACCUCUCCUUAUGUCUCUCAAAGUAUGAAAAAGAUUCAGGAGAAGGGUCUGUCCUUUCCAGUGAGCAGGGGACUGCGUGGUGCAGAAUAGAGGGGCUAAUGAGGACGGAGGUACAUUGCUCAAAAUAGAGGGACGAAAACCACAUUCUGAAAUUCAGUCAUGAACUGUUUUCACUUUGGAUACUUAUUCUCUUCAUUGUCUCUUUAAAACUUAUCCCAUGAUUGUGUUUGGCUCUCUCUCUAGAUGUCCAAGAAAGGCGAGUCUGUCUGUUACGAUUUUGAUGUAGAAAGACAGAUCUUAUUAUUACGUUAUCAGGGAAGAUAGAUGAAAUUGAGAUUGGCAUAUGGACAAAAGCUAGGAAAAAGGAUGACCCAGAACAUGAUUUUUUCCCCUCAUUUUAUACUUGUGGAAAGAUCAUAGCUUAAAAUCUUGGGAGAUUUUAGGGCAUAAAAGUUUUCAUGGCAGUUCAUGUAGUGUGUAUGAAUUGAUAUAAUGCAGACCAUCUGAUGCUGUUUUUACAACAACUAAAUCAUUUAUUUCCUCAUUUAAGCCCCUUCUGUACCACUUCAGCAAAAUUAGAGUCAAUGGAAACUCUCACUUAUUUUCCAAGGAAUUCUGAGAAAUUUUUCUGUUGAACAGUUGGAAAGCUCUUUACUAUUUCAGUUGAUAUAACUUCCUUUUUUAAAAAAAUGUAGAUGCAGAUUUUCUAUAUCCCUCUAAUAUCUUUUAUUAGGAUCAUUGACUUUUGUGAUGAAAAUCAUAUAUAUAAGAUUCAAUUUCUUGAUAACUCAGCUUACACAAUUUAUUUUUAAACUCUUGAGCAAUCUGUAUACAAUGAAGAGAUUUCUGACAUUUAUUCUUACACUAAGUUGAUCAACUCUAGAAUUUAGGCAUUUUAACGUCUGUUGAGUUUUGAAUCUCUCCAGAGUUACGUAGCUAGCUUUUGUUUCUGUACAUUUAAAAUAUCCACUUAGGAAAUAUCUACAAGGUAAAAAAUGAGAAGAAAUAGCAAUGUAUUUUUUCAUGAACAUUUUGAUAAACAUUUCAUCAUUUAUUGAUUAACCAUUUUCUUACACUGGUUAUAAUCAGUAUUUGAUUCAGAGAGGGAAGCAUUCAUCAUUGAUAUACUAUAUAGGCUUUUUAAAAAAAAUUCCAUCCUUUACAAAUGAUCAAGAUUGGGGCUGUCAAAAUUAUAUUUUUAUCAUGGAAAAAAUUUUUCAAUUCCCUCAGUCCUAAUGUUGAACAGAAUUGGGAGUAUUUUCUUUAGAAUUACUUGAAAAGGCAAAUGAAAGCUUAUUAUAGAAUGCUUGUAUUUUCUUUUCUCUCUCUAGAACCAGUAUAUUGCUGGCAGCUAUUGUAUUAAAGAAAUAAAGUAUAUUUUCACUAUCAUAAAAUGUUCUUUUUUCCCCCACCUCAUGAAAAUAAAUAACAACCUGGGGUAAAAGUGUUUUACUUGAGACUGCUUUUUUCCAUGAGGGGGUGACUCAACACAUUUAAUAGAUUAAAGGGGAAAAAAAUCAUAUGGUCAUCUCAGUAGGUGCAUAAAAUAAUUUGAUAAAAACUUAUGAUUCUCAUUCUUAGCAAAGUAGGGCCAGAGAUUAAAAUUUUUUUUACCUGAAAAGCCAUCUGCCAAGAACCUACAGUUAAUUUCAUAUGUAAAUAUGAAAUAAAGCCCUCCCAUUAAAGCCAGGAAUAAGACAGGAUUGCCUUCUAUCACAGCUAUUAUUUGGCUACUUUUUACAGCUACUUUAUUAGAAGUGUGCUAGUCAAUGCAGUAAAAUCUGUAGAAAGAAUAGGGAAUGGAAAAAAAAAAUGACCAAAUGGAUGCUUUUUGCAGAUGAUGCAUAUACAUAAAAGAAAUACAAAAUAACCUAUCAGAAAUAAUAAGGAAAUUUAGCCAGAUUACUAGAUAAAAUAUUGAAAAAAUAUAAUUACUACAUAUUAAUACUAACUAUAUUAAAAUUAAUAAACUAGUAACUGGAUGACUUUUUUUUCUGGACAAAACCUGGGUGACUGAGGAAAAUGGGAAAUUGUCAAUGUAUACUUUUUUGAGAUUUGAGAAAUUUGUAACAUAUGUUACCUAUUCUAAAAAAUAAAAUGCUUUAAAAGAA
This is a messenger RNA of Lutra lutra (Eurasian river otter), 5009 nucleotides long. RefSeq names its product chloride intracellular channel 4 (gene CLIC4). Bases 176 to 937 code for a protein of 253 amino acids. Lineage: Eukaryota; Metazoa; Chordata; Mammalia; Carnivora; Mustelidae. The transcript has 6 exons. The record is from RefSeq and is a predicted model, not a curated record.